UUUGCCCCAGCACUCUUUUCCCCCAACUCCCUUUUCCUUCAGUCCUAUCACAGAUGUGGCCCAUGACUACUUACAGUUUUGUUCUCUGAGACAGAGGGAAGGAAGGGGUGAUAAAAAAAAAAUAGUGUCCUAGAUACUAGGAAACUGGAGUUAUAGGGGAUUAAAUGGUAGUAUUUAUCAAAUACCUACUAUGUGCAGAGCACUGUACUGAGUGAUAGGGAGGGUACAGUAGAAUUAGUUGACAUUAUCAAAAAAAAGUACAUCUGAACUUUUUUACUGAACACUGUGUGGUCUAAGAUUCUCUUUGCCAGUACUGACAUUCACUCAGUUGACAGACACCUUGGAGAAUGGAAGCUAUCAGUUUACCUAGUGCUGAUAAUGGCUUCCAACCCAACUGUGUUGAUGCGCCUAGUAGCCUCUGCCUACUCCAUUGCCCAGAAAGCCGGAACAAUAGUCAGAAAUGUCAUGGCUGCAGGAGACCUGGACAUCGUGGAAAAGACGAGUGCUUCAGACCUGCAGACCAAAGCAGACCGAUUGGUCCAGAUGAGUAUAUGCUCGUCAUUGGCACGAAAAUUCCCCAAAUUGACAAUUAUAGGUGAAGAGGACCUACCCUUUCAAGAUGUGGAUCAAGAGCUGAUUGAGAGUGGCCAGUGGGAUGAAAUUUUGAAGAAACCUUGUCCCGUGCAGUACAGUUCUAUCAAAGAGGAAGAUCUGGUCGUUUGGGUCGACCCUCUGGAUGGCACCAAGGAAUACACUGAAGGUCUUCUUGACAAUGUCACAGUCCUUAUUGGGAUUGCAUAUGAAGGGAAAGCAAUAGCAGGUGUUAUCAACCAGCCCUACUACAACUAUCAGGCAGGAUCAGGUGCCGUGUUGGGAAGGACAAUAUGGGGCAUUUUGGGCUUGGGAGCCUUUGGGUUUCAGCUCAAAGAAGUGCCUGCUGGGAAGCAUAUUGUCACCACUACCCGCUCCCACAGUAGCAAGUUGGUAAACGACUGCGUUGAUGCCAUGAACCCUGAUCUUGUGCUGAGAGUUGGAGGAGCAGGAAAUAAGAUAAUUCAGCUUAUUGAAGGAAAGGCCUCUGCUUAUGUAUUUGCCAGUCCUGGGUGCAAAAAGUGGGAUACAUGUGCUCCUGAAGUCAUUUUGCAUGCGGUGGGAGGCAAGCUAACCGAUAUCCAUGGCAAUCCAUAUCAAUAUGACAAGGAUGUAAAGCACAUGAAUUCAGCAGGAGUCCUUGCCACUUUGAGAAAUUAUGACUACUAUGCAAGUCGUAUCCCAGACGCCGUUAAAAAAGAACUUUUGCCGUAAGGGAAGUCUUGGUCCACUUGUCUGCGAAGACGUUUUCUAUUCCGUGAGAAAGCGAAUAAAUGAUUCAAGCGGUUAUACGGAACUUUCACUUUAAACAUUUAACGAUCGGUGAUUUUGUUUAGACAAAAAGGCGUACAAGGCAUGUGUGAUUUUUAGUGUGAGUCUUGACUCACGGAAACCAAUAGGUAAAAUUAUGACAUUCGAAGUCUCAUCUUGAAGUUGGGGGUGGGACAGUGGAUACUACCCGUAGCCAUGGUGCAUUUUGAGCGUAUGAAAGUGCACGUGGCAUACAGUCCAAAGCAGCAGAGUGUGUGCAGAUCAAUCCACUUUUAAGUCCUCAUCACAGAGCUAAGGUUGAAUCACUCUUGCCUACUUGGUAUAGAGUGACUCCUAGCCUGCAGAGUUGGCUGUUUCCCUUCCUCACGUUAGUGGAAGUAAAAGAAAGAUGAGCUUUGGGGGCUGACAUUUUAAUUCAAUUGAACUAUCAUCAUUCCUUUCUUAUGAAGCGGAUUCCUUUUCCAAUUUUAGAGCAGAGAGACGUGUCUAAAUUGCUUCCCCGGUUUUAGUUUGCUCAGUUAUUUUUUAGCCUUCUCAUUUCUAACGUGCUUCUUUGAAGGGAUAGUGUAGAUGCUAAUUGUAUAGAGUUUGAUUUGUGGGAUCCAUUUCCUUUAUAAUAAAGUUCUGAGGUGUUUUAUGUA
Messenger RNA from Ornithorhynchus anatinus (platypus), 2003 nucleotides. It is a transcript of the gene BPNT1, whose product is annotated as 3'(2'), 5'-bisphosphate nucleotidase 1. NCBI's taxonomy places the organism in Eukaryota, Metazoa, Chordata, Mammalia, Monotremata, Ornithorhynchidae. The record is from RefSeq and is a predicted model, not a curated record. Gene Ontology annotation, molecular function: 3'(2'),5'-bisphosphate nucleotidase activity. The transcript is spliced from 9 exons. Gene Ontology annotation, biological process: phosphatidylinositol phosphate biosynthetic process. Bases 379 to 1305 code for a protein of 308 amino acids.